Anopheles merus is the source of this 746-nucleotide messenger RNA. RefSeq lists its product as uncharacterized. The record is from RefSeq and is a predicted model, not a curated record. The transcript is spliced from 3 exons. Lineage: Eukaryota; Metazoa; Arthropoda; Insecta; Diptera; Culicidae. Bases 161 to 391 code for a protein of 76 amino acids.
CGCAGCCGCGGGGCUGUCACAUUUCGGCACACGGAGCAAGAGCAAGAAGAAGCGCCCAGGCCCGUCCGUCACUCUUGCUGAUUGAAAAAUCGUUUUGAAAGCUAGGCAUCGGCGAUCUCUUCUUACUCCCCCCGCAGAACGCACCAGCAGCAGCAGCAAAAUGUCGGACCCGGUGGCACGUCCCAUGAAGUUCCCGUACACCUUCUCGGCGAAGUUGGCCCAGUUCCCGAUCCAGCACUACUUCAAGAACCAGUGGAUCUGGCGCUACUACUUCAUCGCGUUCGGCGUGUCCAUCCCGCUGUUCUACAAAAUCCACAAGCUGGCUAACUCGCCGGCGAACCAAGCGAAAUGGGCCGAAUCGAAGAGGAAGGAGCACGAGGAGCACCACUAAACCCAGCGAUUCGCAUCCAACAUUCAGCCUUCUAACAACUUAAGGUCAAAAGUGUGCAUGUGUGUGUGUGUGGGUGUGCGUGUGCGUGUGCACACACACACACACAUAGCUAGUGCGAGAGGUCCUUUCUGCAAUCAAAAGUUUGUUGCGCGCGUGUCGACGGUUACACCCGUGCGGGACCCAUCUGCUCGGCGAUAGAACCCACCCCGCAUAUCCGCAUGAUGCGCCCACACUCACUGUACGCCUGCAUGUGUGGGUGCGCAUUUUGGUGGGGAGGUGUGGGGGUUCAUGGCCGACCCGUUCCCGUUGACACACACGACAAGAUCGGACAGUAAAUAAAUACUUGCUAAACCCA